Populus euphratica (Euphrates poplar) is the source of this 962-nucleotide messenger RNA. Its product is annotated as DNA-damage-repair/toleration protein DRT111, chloroplastic-like. Gene Ontology annotation, biological process: mRNA cis splicing, via spliceosome. The transcript is spliced from 2 exons. The annotation marks the transcript as partial. The record is from RefSeq and is a predicted model, not a curated record. Gene Ontology annotation, molecular function: RNA binding. Gene Ontology annotation, cellular component: precatalytic spliceosome. NCBI's taxonomy places the organism in Eukaryota, Viridiplantae, Streptophyta, Magnoliopsida, Malpighiales, Salicaceae.
GAGAGGGAGAGGGAGAGGGAGAAGGAUAGGGAGAGGGAUGUGAAUAUUUCUGGGGAGGAAGCGUGGAGACGGCGUGCUGCCAUGAGUGGAGGUGUUCCGAGGAGUUCUUCGCCACCCAGGAAUGGGGAUGGGUUUAGUAUUGGGACGUCAGGGACGGUGGGGUUGGGAGUUGGUGCUGGUGGACAAAUGACUGCGGCGCAGAGGAUGAUGGCGAAGAUGGGCUGGAAGGAAGGACAAGGAUUGGGGAAACAGGAGCAAGGGAUUACGACGCCAUUGAUGGCGAAGAAGACUGAUAGGAGAGCUGGGGUUAUAGUGAAUGCUAGCGAGAAGAAGGUGAAGAGUGUGAAUUUCAAUGGAACUCCUCCAACUCGGGUUUUGCUCCUUAGGAAUAUGGUGGGCCCUGGUGAGGUAGAUGAUGAACUAGAAGACGAGGUUGGAUCCGAGUGUGCGAAGUAUGGGACAGUCACUAGGGUUCUUAUAUUCGAGAUCACCGAACCAAACUUUCCUCGUGAAGAGGCAGUUAGAAUCUUUGUACAGUUUGAGAGAUCAGAAGAAACAACAAAAGCAUUGAUUGAUCUUGAUGGGCGGUUUUUUGGGGGUAAUGUGGUUCGUGCAAGGUUCUUCGAUGAGGAGAAGUUCAGCAACAACGAGCUGGCUCCUAUGCCUGGUGAAAUCCCUGGGUUUUGAUGGAUGAUUGAAUAACCUGUCGAGUUCCCUUCAGGAUCAUCAGGGAAGUCAUGGCGGACUCUUAUUUUGAUUCCCAUUUUACUGUGAGGAUUAAGCUAUGUUGUAAGUAGGUUCCAGCUUUGGGCUAGGAGGAGCGUAAACUGUGCUCCUACUGACAAUAACUAGUAGUUUGCAUGAAUGACUUUACGGCUUAUAUGAACGCUUGAGAAAUUAUUUUCUUCUGCUUAAACACUCACUCUUUGAUAAGGGACUAACUUAUACGUUCCUUGUGCCAA